Diospyros lotus (date-plum) is the source of this 2103-nucleotide messenger RNA. RefSeq names its product F-box/kelch-repeat protein At3g61590-like. The record is from RefSeq and is a predicted model, not a curated record. The transcript has 3 exons. Lineage: Eukaryota; Viridiplantae; Streptophyta; Magnoliopsida; Ericales; Ebenaceae. Bases 321 to 1538 code for a protein of 405 amino acids. Gene Ontology annotation, molecular function: protein binding.
UUUGGGUUUGAAAGCCAUCUCUCUCUCUCUCUCUCUCACACACACACAAUCUGGCGAGGAACAAUCUCUAUGAGCCGGCUUUUCUCUUCCCCUCUCUGCAAUCUCUCUAUAUUUGAGAGAAGGGCUACUGGGUAUUCACUGAUUUCAUCUCUCCAUUCUCGUAUCUAAAUCUACAAGUUCCGGCCAAGUCUCGCGAGGCGCAUUUGGCCAGUGUCGCUGGAGAAAGGUGAUUUGAAUACAACUGACACAACCAAGAGUCCUCAUAAUUUUAGGAAGUUCUUCAAGUGAUUCCAUUAUUGUUUUCUUCAUAGUCCUCAAUUAUGGAGGGGGAAACAUCAUGGGUCAAGCACCGUCUUGAUGGUAUCACAAGAGACGUUGGAGAGUUUGAUACAUUCUCAGAGAUCAGUGAUGAAGGAAAUAAAGAAAAUAUGGCACUUUCUCUGGAUUUAAUCCUUCCUGAUGACUUGUUGGAGCGAAUCUUGGCCUAUCUCCCCAUUGCCAGCAUUUUCAGGGCAGGUUGUGUAUGCAAAAAAUGGAACGAGAUAGUCAGUUCAAGAAGGUUUUUAUGUAACAACUCCCACGUCUUACCACAAAAACCUUGGUAUUUCAUGUUUACAAGCUCCGAUGAGCCAACUGGUUAUGCCUAUGAUCCCAUCCUUCGAAAAUGGUACAGCAUCGAACUUCCUUAUAUCAAGACAUCCAAUUGGUUUAUUACUUCAUCUUGUGGUUUAGUUUGCUUCAUGGAUAAUGAUAGCAGAAGCGAGCUUUAUGUCUGUAACCCAAUCACCAAAUGCUGCAAGAGGCUUAAGGAGCCUUUCGGUUCAAAAUUUUCUGAUUACAGUGCGUUGGCAAUAGCAGUGAACAGGAUAUCACACAACUACAAUGUUUCAUUUGUGAAAUCUAAGCAAGUCCCGGGAAAUUUCUUUCAGUGGGAUCUCUCUAUUCAUAUCUAUGACUCCAAGACAAUGAUGUGGGAGACUCCUCUGACAGAGGUUCUAUCUGGGUGGAGAGGUGGUGAUGAGAGCAUCAUAUGUGACGGGGUUUUGUACUUCUUGGUCUACUCAGUCGGGGAAGGCACUCCCGAGAAUCGUCAUAGCCUAAUCGCUUAUAACCUCUCAAGCCGAUCACCCUAUGGCUUAUUGACCAAGAGUUCCAUCCCAGUGCCAUGUUCUCUUACUUGUGGUCGUUUAAUGAACCUUAAGGAGCAGUUGGUUAUGGUUGGGGGGAUUGGGAAACAUGAUCGGCCUGGCAUAAUUAAAGGGAUUGGCAUCUGGGUCCUUAAUGGGAAGGAGUGGCAGGGGAUCGCGCGUAUGCCCCAUAAGUUUUUUCAAGGAUUUGGCGAGUUCGAUGAUGUUUUUGCCAGUUGUGGUACUGAUGACCUUAUAUACAUCCAGAGCUAUGGAGCUCCUGCUCUUCUUGUCUUUGACAUGAACCAGAAGCAAUGGAAAUGGUCUCAAAAAUGCCCAGUGAAGAAGAGGUUCCCUCUUCAUCUCUUUACUGGUUUUUGCUUCGAGCCCAGGCUUGAUAUUGCUCCUUAAAUUUAUUUUUGUUUCUUUCUUCCUAAUUGCAUUAUAUACCGGUGCCUCUAUUCAAACAAAGCCUAACUUAUGCAUUAUUUACUUCUUUUUCCCCUUUAUUUUUGGUCAGACUGAAAUGUGCUCUGAGAGGUAUAUUUAGUAAAUAUAACAGCCAAGAACACUGCUAGUUCUUUUAAAGGGGAAUAUAAACUGUUUGCAAUUGAGAAUGGUUCACAUUGGUGACACUCUCUGCUUUUCAAAUUUUGCAAUUUCCAUCUUGAUUUAUUUCUCAAAUAUCAGUUCUUUUUACUCUGUACUCCUUCCAUUAAGACGACCCUCUCCCAACCCUUGAAAAGCAAGGUGUCUCGUGCAUUGAGAGCACUCUUAAGACUAUGAUUUUCCUUGGGAUUAUCAUUCUUGAUGGUCUUUCGUCGCUUGUACCCUUGAUUUCGGAAGAUGAGGUAAAUCGCAAGUGGAGAUUUUGUUUCGCUAUGCAGAGCAAUGAAUUAAACUUAUGACUUACUGGUGUGAAUUUUACCUUAUCAUGAUUCAACCACUUGACAUGUGUUUCGAGAGCUAUAAUUUU